Molecule: messenger RNA, 1194 nt
Organism: Pleurotus ostreatus (oyster mushroom)
Lineage: Eukaryota; Fungi; Basidiomycota; Agaricomycetes; Agaricales; Pleurotaceae
Product: translocon subunit
Exons: 5
Coding region: 1-1194 (397 amino acids)
Biological process (GO): SRP-dependent cotranslational protein targeting to membrane, translocation; post-translational protein targeting to membrane, translocation
Cellular component (GO): Sec61 translocon complex; membrane
Molecular function (GO): ribosome binding; signal sequence receptor activity; transmembrane protein transporter activity
Source: RefSeq, a predicted model, not a curated record
AUGUCCUCCGAUUCUUCAGAUCCUCUAUAUUGGAUGCGCGUUAUCCUAGCCUCGAACCGUGGAACACUCAUGGAACUCGGUAUCUCACCGAUUGUCACCUCCGGCAUGAUCAUGCAGCUGCUCGUGGGCGCGAACUUGAUUGAUGUAGAUUUCUCACUCAAGGAGGACAGAGCUCUCUUCGCAGGUGCACAGAAACUGUUUGCGAUUAUCAUAUCUCUUGGCCAAGCAACCGUAUACGUGCUGACAGGACUAUACGGUCAGCCAAAGGACCUUGGUGCAGGUGUUUGCUUGCUUAUCAUCCAACUCGUCUCGGCGGCUCUCAUCGUCACUCUCCUUGACGAACUUUUAACAUUAACAAAGGGGUACGGCCUCGGCUCAGGCAUCUCGCUCUUCAUUGCCACCAACAUCUGUGAAUCAAUCGUUUGGAAGGCAUUCUCCCCCACGACAGUCAACACCGGCCGUGGUCCCGAGUUUGAGGGUGCCGUCGUCGCCCUCGUCCACCUCCUCUUCUCCUGGAACGACAAGGGACGCGCACUUCAAGAGGGCUUCCGCCUCGAGAUUCCCGUCAAGUCGAAUGAAUUCCGGGGCCAGCAUGGCUCGUACCCCGUCAAGCUAUUCUACACGUCAAAUAUGCCGAUUAUGCUCGAGUCAGCACUUACGUCGAAUGUGUUUGUCGUUUCGCAGAUGCUCGCUACGCGCUUCCCUGAUAACUUGUUUGUUCGCCUUCUUGGUGUAUGGGAGCCCUAUAAGGACUCCCCUCAACUCGCAGCCACCUCCGGCAUUGCAUACUACAUGUCCCCUCCGCACACUGUAAAAGAAGCCAUCCUCGACCCCAUCCACACAGCUAUCUACAUUAUCUUCAUCUCAACCACCUGCGCGUUGUUCUCAAAGACCUGGAUCGAAGUUUCGGGCUCGGGUCCGCGCGAGGUGGCAAAGCAGCUUAAGGACCAGGGCUUGGUGAUGGCGGGGCACCGUGACGGCUCGAUGUAUAAAGAGCUCAAGCGUGUGAUCCCGACUGCCGCUGCGCUUGGCGGCGCCAUCCUUGGCCUGCUGUCUGUGUCGGCCGACUUGUUGGGCGCUAUAGGCUCUGGCACGGGCAUCCUGAUGGCCGUUACAAUCAUCUACAGCUACUGGGAGAUUGGUAUGCGGGAAUCUGGUGGGCCAGAGACGGUAGCUCUUAGAGAUUUUCUAUGA